Messenger RNA from Drosophila willistoni, 5205 nucleotides. RefSeq lists its product as uncharacterized. The coding region runs from base 551 to 4618 and encodes 1355 amino acids. Gene Ontology annotation, biological process: regulation of transcription by RNA polymerase II. Gene Ontology annotation, molecular function: RNA polymerase II cis-regulatory region sequence-specific DNA binding; DNA-binding transcription factor activity, RNA polymerase II-specific. The record is from RefSeq and is a predicted model, not a curated record. NCBI's taxonomy places the organism in Eukaryota, Metazoa, Arthropoda, Insecta, Diptera, Drosophilidae. The transcript has 4 exons.
CCACACUCUUGUGUAUUUUUCGAGACGCAGAACGGAAGAUAUUUCUUAUCGCUAAAAAAUUAAGGAAAAAUGGAAUAUUCCAUCGUAUUUUAUAAUAGUCUUAUUAGAAAAUAGUUAGAACGAAUUGUGAAUACAAUAAAUUGACAAUUUCCUGUCGCAUUAAGCAAGGACGAAGGCUCAAAAGAGAAUGACAUAGAAGGCGAUAGAGCAAAGCGAACGAAAAGAAAAAUAAAUAUAAAUCCAACACACACACACACACGCACGCAAGCCAAAAAAAAGAAAAAAAUGUUUAUUAUCUCGCUCUCACACUGCUACCACUACUACCACUAUUGCGUCGGGCCAGUUAUCGACUUGGCAAUCUUCAUCUCCUAAAGCGACACGCGAAUACGAGUGUUUAACAGAAAAUUUGAUUUCGUUUCCUUAUUGCGCCCGCCUCGCUUUCGACACCCUCCUCUUCCACCCCUUGCUCGUACUCGGUAGAACAACAACAACAAGUGUAUAGUGUUUGUCCCAGUGUGGCCUGUACGGAGGCGCCGCUAGCAUUCCUAACAUGUCCGAGAAGCAUCAUUGGGCGAAAUCAGCGGCGCCAACAGCAGCUCCAAUUCCGGUUCCAGUUCCAUCGACAGCAGCCUCACUUCAAAGGGGGGUGACAGCAUCAGUUCAUCCUCAUCCUCAACCCCCCCACCAUCCCUCCUAUGGCAUUCAAGGAUUGGGUUUGAGUGGCGAAAUCCCUUAUACCUCUGGACGAUUUCAGGCUCCACCCAUUCAUCAUAAUACAAAUAAAUUAACAUCUCCGUUAACUAUUGUCCCAGUUGGGCCAGGCUUGGGAGCUGUUCCCCUGCAAGUCUCGCCCACGUCUCCACACACAAAUGUACCUGUAGCUGCACCCAGCGGCUUUGUGCCUCCUCCGUUUUCCAAUGCCAGUGCCGCUUCCAGUGGUCCAGUGGGAUCAAAUCAAGCAGUUGGUGGUGGUUCUUCAGUGCUUCAACCAAAUCCCUUUGCAUCGGCAGCCAAUAAUGCCGCCGGUUUGGCAUUUGUUAAUGCUGCUCUCAACUUUAAUCCAGCCCAGCAGCUGGAGCUUGGAAAGAUUAUGCAUGCCAUGCACGCGUCUGGAGCUGGCACGGCUACAGGACCGGCUGGUGCAGCAACUGCUCCAGUUAUUGCAACGAAUGCCCCUCCACAGAUAGCCCAGUCAAAUGUUCCAGCUACAUCAAGGCAUCCGGGAGAUGCGAGUGGCGUCUCUAGUGCCGCCAGUGCAGGAGUCAUCAAUUCUACAAUAGCAGAGAACGUGAUGAAUGCCAUGUCCUCGGAUGAUAAAAUGCAACGCGUUCAGCAGGUCAUUGAAUCCAGUUUGGACGACAAUGCCAAGCAUCAAAUCUCGCAGAUAUUGGAAGGAGUGGCCAGCUUAAAACCCAUAGAGAAACUCUUUCUAUAUUUGCGUCUACCCGGUGAGAGUUCAGACUCAGAUCCCUUAAGGCAACCACAAAAUCCGCUAGGCACUCGAUCGGAAAUAAAUCAUACCAUCAAUUGGGUCCGAUCUCAUUUAGAGCACGAUGCUCAGGUGUCCAUACCCAAGCAGGAUGUUUACAAUGAUUAUAUUGCCUAUUGCGAACGUUUGAGCAUCAAACCGUUGUCCACGGCGGAUUUUGGAAAAGUGAUGAAGCAAGUCUUUCCUGGCGUGAGACCCAGACGUUUGGGAACGCGUGGAAAUUCACGUUAUUGUUAUGCAGCAAUGCGUAAGACCACCAAGCUGAUACCACCGCAAUUGCCUCAGAUAUUUCAGUUGAAAGAGGAACAUUUUGAGGCUGGUGAGGAUGGGGUAACGCCAUCUAAAUCUGAGCUCCUGCCUGGCGUAGCUAGUGCAUCAUCUGUUGCUGAUGGCGGUGACGAUAGCAUAAAUAUUGUACGCGUUUGGGCGGAGAAAUUGCUCAAUACCAAACUGGGUAGCAUUACGGAAUUGGCCACACGCAUUCGCAGUAACAAUGCAACCAUAGUGGGUCAUCCAAAUCCAACUGGCAAGAAGUAUACACCCAGAGAACCCAAGGAGAAACGUCUACUGACUGAUAUGGGUCCAUUGAAAAAACGACGAAAGAAGAAACGCAAGGGUUCAACAUCAUCCGAAUCCAGUUGUCAUCAAUUAUCAGGGCAUUUAGAUGCAGGCAGCAGCCAGGAGGCUAGUCAAGAUGGUCUUAAGAUUAAACAGGAGAUUACCGAUUCGCCCAAUCAGACACAGUCGUAUAAUUAUGUAACUGGUCAACAACAGCAACAUCAAUUAUUGCCCAUGAAUCUGGCACCUACGGAGCCAAGAAGCAACAACAAUAACAAUGCUGUUCGUAACUUAACACCGAAAAUUAUGGAAAUGUCACCACCAGUUAUCAAAAACGAGGUGGAGGAAUAUAAUACAUCCAAUAUAUUUUGUAAAAAAGUACUCAAGGCUCAACAAACCAAAGGAUUUUGGGCCAAUUCACCAAGCAGUGGGGGUUCAACAGGAGGCGGAGGCGUUGCUGGCGGACUAGUUCCACCAGUAAUAACAACAACAUCGGCCACACCACCGCCAACAAGCGGGCAACUGUCUAUGGGGCCACCCUUGCAAAUGGGCAGCUCAAUAAGUCCAUCGAGCAGUCUUACAGCUGGCGGUGGCGAUGCAAGCUCAGCCACAUCCGCUCCCACACCCACACCAAAAGUAGCUUCUCGUAACAGCAUGAUGCUGUUACGUGCCAAACGAUUGAUUGCCGCCGAAAAUGCAGCCGCUUUGGCCGCCGCUGCUGAGGAUUCCGGACUACCAGAAAAUCUGGGCUUACCACGUGAGCGUGUAAUUAGCAUUUGCAAUAUGGAUAAGCACGAACUCGACGAUUAUUUUCUACCCGGCGAGGAAGAUGAGAAUUCAGAGGGUGCCGAUACCGAGCUGCUUCAAUAUUUUCAGAUGGGAGACGCUGAGGAAAAACAACUGAAUUCCUUGGAUGCUCUAGCAGAACAGAACAGAAUUCCACAACAGCAACAAGAUACGCAAUUGGCAACUGGAAAUGGAGUAGCCGUGAGAGUAAUGCAAUUGAAUGAUGGAAUUGGGGCGAUACCACCAGCUGUAGCUACAGAAGGUGUAUCCUCCUCUUCCGUUUCAAUUGCAUCAUCGAUGGCCAUGCCAUCGCCUCAGGGUUUCAUUCAGGCCACUUCAAGUCAGUCAGCGAUUAAUAAUAAUGUGGGUUCUGCCUCAGCGUCUCUGGCUCUAAUGUCAAGAAAGCAUCAACAACAACAAACGCAGCAGCAACGUGCCAACCUUAAUCCGAAUAAGCGUAAAAUUAGCCUAAGCAAUGCUUCCAGCAAUGGCAACAACAAGAAUUGCAUCUUUUUGCCAAUAUCACCAAACAUCAAUGCCACAACGGCUGUUAUCCAACAGUCAACGAAUCCAAACAACAAUCCCUCCAGUAGUAAUCAGCAGAACUGUUUUGCCAGCCCCGGUCUCAGUCGGAUGCGUCAGAUGCGCUCACAGCUCUCGCUGACGGGCAAACAACAAUCCCUGGACUUUGAUAAUGGACGUGACCCCAUGAUUGGGGCAACACGGAAACGUCGCAGCUAUGUGUAUAGCUAUCCCAGUGCCAGCACGACAUCAGCCUCUGCUCCACCAAGUCCAUCUCUGUUGCAGCAUUGCAAUGCAAUGGGUCCAAGCACCACAACAACAUGGCCUAUAUCGGCUUCUUGUACAAAUUUCUCGGAAAAUCCCGGUGUAGAUGCCAUGGAUCUGGAGACAAGUCUGGCCUUGACUGGCAAUGGCGAUGAUGAUUUGGAGCUGACCGAAAUUCAGCGUUCACAAUCGGUGCCAUUGUCCCAAUUGCAUUCCCGCACCAGUCCAAAUUUCAAUCGUCAGGUUAGUUUCUAUUCCGAGAAUAGCCAAAGCAGUCAACAACCCAUCAAAGAUGUGGAUGUCGAUGUAGAUACGGGUCUACUCUACGAUGGCGUCGAUGUUAGUGCACUGAUCUCGCCCAGCUUUAACAAUAAAUUCAGUAGCAUUGCCCAGCAAACGGGCGGCACAACUUGCAGCUCAUCGACUGGCUCAUCAUCGGGCUAUAGCAGUGGUAGCGGUGGUAGCAUAGGAAUUGUUUCCCGUUCCGUACCCUCAACGCCAUUGCCACAUCAGCACCUGAAUGGCAGUUCCCAUUUAACGAAUGUCGCAAAUGUCGCUAUUCCUGGCGACGUGACGCGGACAGCUUCAAAUGGUUUCUUUAAUAUCUCUCCAUCCUUUAAUUGGGGCAGCCAUCAUCAGGUCACGCCUGCUAACACUUACUCAGCUGCAGCUCCAGCAACUUACAGUGCACGCAAUUCUCUGGAUAUAUCCAAAUCUAUGCCAACCACGCCCAUAACAACGCCCUGUUUUCGCUAUAGCCCAAUUGAGAUGCGUAGGGAUUUCCUACUGAAUGGCAAUACCAUCGAUAGUUUGCCCUCAUCGUCAACAACAACAACAGCGACAAGCUUCGUUGGUGGCUCUGGAAACGAUGUAACAGCAGCAGACUCUGUGGCCUUGACUCUUAGUGCGGACAAUUUAAUGGAUGACAGAGCACCGAGUAGCUCGGAUGUAGUUGAAGCCAUAAUUGGUGAUGCCUCCGAUAUACUCGAUAACUUGUAGAAUUUGCCUGAAGAGAAAGCUCAACAAGGAGAUGGAGAAACAAUAAAGGAGCAGCAAGAAAAAGUGACCAACCAGCAGGAGCAGAACGAGCAGGAGGUGGAGCAGGACAAUGUAAUGGCUUGCCUGCUCCAGCAUGUGGACGAUUUGUAGUUUAAACUAUCAUGUCGAGUGUCGUCGUUCGUCUCCUGUCUUUUGUAGUAAUGUCCUUUAUUGUUUCUGAGCUUUCUCUUCGUAAACGAAACACCCCGUUUUCCUCCCGCAGUUACCAAGGUUUCGUUUACACAAAAGGAUCAAUUCUUUGGAACCACCAUCCAUUUAUCAGUAAGUGUUGGUUUUAGAUGGUUGAUCUUAUAAAAAGAUUUACUUUAAAUCUAUAUGGAAACAAAAACAUUUUCUGGCUGGACCAACUAACAAUGAACAAACUCAAAACAAAAAAAAAAAACAAGAAAGAGUCAAAAAACACAUCAGAUCUGCCCAAGUCGAACUUUACUUUCAUUAUAAGAUCUACCAGUGCCUUUUAAAGCCAACUCUUAUGUCUAUGUAUCUAUCUAUCGUCUCCCCUCAGGCCGUUGUUGUAUGUAUGUGUA